This is a messenger RNA of Dioscorea cayenensis subsp. rotundata (Guinea yam), 2397 nucleotides long. RefSeq names its product inactive poly [ADP-ribose] polymerase RCD1-like. NCBI's taxonomy places the organism in Eukaryota, Viridiplantae, Streptophyta, Magnoliopsida, Dioscoreales, Dioscoreaceae. The record is from RefSeq and is a predicted model, not a curated record. Gene Ontology annotation, molecular function: NAD+ poly-ADP-ribosyltransferase activity. The coding region runs from base 363 to 2081 and encodes 572 amino acids. The transcript has 8 exons.
UUCGAUACCCUUCCCGUAACUUUCACUCUUUAGUCUUACCCUCAAAUAUAUACCCCACCACCGCCACCGCUCUCCGGCCGAUCACCGCCGUGCCCGACGAGUUAUCCGCCCUGAUCUUUGCCACUUCUUGAAAGGAUCGUUGGAUUCUGAUUCAACUGCUCUUGGUGAAAAAUGAAAUCCAAGUCUUUCAGACCGUGUACGAUCAUAGAAUGUUUCUUUAUCUGACUUUAGCUCUAGGUUUGAAAUCUCGGAGACAAUGGAGGAGGGCUUGUAAAUUGUUGUAAUCUAGCAUGGGAUUUUUUCUGUCUCAUAUGCUUUGUUUCUAGGUUUUUCCACCAUCUACCUUGCCAUUCUAUCUCCUGAUGGCAUCCCCCAACAAGGGUAAUAUGUCCGGUCUUAAGCGCAAGCUUGUGGAAUGCAGCUCUGAGAGAGCUAGUAAGGCUGCCUGUGUAAGUAGGGAACGUGAACCUUCUGCACAUGGCUGCUAUUGCCGCCCCAUGCAACAGCGUGGCCUGGCUGACCAUUGUUUCAAUUAUCUCAAGAGUGGGCUCCCCCGUCGUAUCAUGUUCUAUAAGGGUGGUGACUGGUUUAAUUUCCCUGAGUCAAUUACGCAGAUUCUUAUAGAAGGGUUUCGGGAUAGGAGGUCGUCAAAUGAGGUAUUGAUGGCUGGUCAGUCUCAUCUUGUUGAUUUCCUCUCCAUGGUCAUGAUCAAUCUGAGUACCAGGAAGCAGUGCUCCAUUGCAUGGAUUGACGAAGCCGAGAAGUGUUUCUUUCCCACCGUUUUUAUUGAUGAGGUCGGUGAUGAUUCUGCUUCCUCAGAAUCUGGGAUUAUGGGCAGCAACUUGCAGAGACUGGAGGUGGAGAGAGCAUCUCGAUCACAGCCUGAAAUUGUGAAGCAUGUUCUGGAGGAAAGUACUGCCCUAGCUUCACGCCAACAAUCUGCAGCUGAUGUCUUGCGCACGAAAAUUGAGGACCUUGAAAGAGAAAGUGAAGAAUUUCUGUUUGCAGAGAAUCUUUUUCUCUCAGGGAUGGGACCCUUUGCAACAGCCAAUAACAUACUGCAUAUUUAUCGCUAUGCCCCUAGUGAUAUGGCUGCACAGGCGAGGCUUCAGUCUUUUGAGAGGCAAAUAAAAACAACUGAAUCAAUCCAUGGGGUAGCUAAUGUGAAAUAUGGGUGGUUUGGUUCUAAUAAGCUAGACAUUGUUGGAAUUUUGAUUCAUGGUUUUGGCAAGGUUGGUAAGACUACUGAAGGGGUUUUGGGCUCUGGGGUUUGCAUGUCCUCAGAAAAUCGCUCCUUUGCCAGCGUGAAUCUUUGUGAUGUUGACGAAAAAGGAAUCCAGUAUAUGCUCUUGUGCAGAGUAAUUCUCGGAAAUGUUGAACAAGUCCGCCCGGGAUCAAAGCUGUAUUGCCCCAGCAGUACAUCCUACGACUCUGGUGUGGAUAAUUUUGUAAGACCGAACCAUUACCUGAUUUGUUCUACACAGUUGAACACACGUAUUCAUCCAGAGUAUGUUGUGAGUUUUAAGCUGGCCCCACGUAUUCACGAUUAUUUGUCUGAGCUGAAGGAUUUACGUUUCCAUCUGCUACAGCCUGGAAUUGUGCCAGACUUUUCUACUCUUUGCCCUUUAAAAGCUAAUCCAAUGAAGGGCCCUUCUUCACCAUGGAUGCCAUUUACAUCUCUGUUUGUAGAAAUUCAGGACAAGAUAUGUCCUCUGGCUAAAGAAUUAUUGUUUCUCCAUUAUCAGGAGUUGAAGGCAAAUUUAAUAACUCGAGAAAAUAUGGUGAAGAAAAUGACUGUAAUCGUUGGUCAUUCUCUGCUGGUAGCUGCACUGCAAAAACUAAAGCGUAGUCAGCCAUCUUCAUGGUUUGAUUCUUCUCCAGCCGAAGUGAAAGCAGAUAUCCUCCCGGUGACAAAUUCUAAGAAUGAUUCUGGCCGGCUUAUUAUUGAAAAGAAUGAAUGUACAUCAACAAAUGUGCCCAAUACCUCUUUGGUCAAGGAGUUGGGAGAUUCACCUGCAACAAAAUUGGAUGCCAAUGAUUCGGUUGCAUCAACAAAGAAAACUAAUGGUAUUGCAGUUUGAGCUCAUGUGUAGAUAUCAGUAAAUGCUAGCAAACUUUUUUUCUUCUACCAGGUGGCAUUCCUCAGCAGCUUCUUGUGAGCUUGAUGGGCUACAAAUCUUACGAUGGUGAGUCACUUUCAGUCAUGCAUAAAGGUAUUAGUUUGAGGUACAUUUGCGCACUGUUAUCCAUUCAACUAGUUAAAUCUGCCGACUUUGAACUCAUCAGACAAGUUAUAUCUUCUGAACUAUAAGGAAUAUGUAUGUAUUAAACCUCCCUUUUCUUCAAGUAAAAGGUAUGCUUCCUGACCGAUGCGGUUGGGAUAGAGCAUUUCAUACA